AUGCCUCCUAUUUCAGAGAAACCCAAGAAAGAUGUAACAAAUGAUAUUAUGAGCCUUUUUGUCUACGUAAAUGCUUUGCAUUAUUUAUUUGAAUGGGCUCAUCUAUAUUGUCUGUGUUGUGUUUUGCAGAGGCUUUGGAACUAUGCAACUGGGAAAUUUUUGAAGACUUAUACUGGCCAUGUGAAUUCGAAGUACUGCCUUUCAUCCACAUUUUCUGUAACAAAUGGAAAGUAUAUUGUUAGUGGUUCUGAAGAUAGUUGUCUAUACUUGUGGGAGCUGCAGAGCAGGAAAAUAGUCCAGAAAUUGGAAGGUCAUACCGACACGGUUAUAUCAGUAUCAUGUCACCCCACUGAGAAUAUGAUUGCUUCUGGUGUGCUUGGCAAUGACAAAACUGUGAGGAUUUGGACCCACGAAACUCAGCCAUACAUCAAUAAUUUGAGUUGGUUAGUGGCAUCAACAACAGUGGGUUCUAGUGCAGCAUAUGGAGCACGAUACUUGAGGAAGAGAUUUGCCUUGAUUAGUGGAAAAUCUUAGUUUCAAUCUUUACCUUGCAGACAACUGACAUAACACCAUCAGUUUUGAGAUAUGUACUGGGUCUCAGCAUCAAAGGAUUUGAAGAAGUAAUGGUGUUGC
Molecule: messenger RNA, 633 nt
Organism: Quercus lobata
Lineage: Eukaryota; Viridiplantae; Streptophyta; Magnoliopsida; Fagales; Fagaceae
Product: COMPASS-like H3K4 histone methylase component WDR5A
Exons: 3
Coding region: 1-534 (177 amino acids)
Molecular function (GO): protein binding
Source: RefSeq, a predicted model, not a curated record